GGAGGGGAUCAGAGAGGAGGGGAAUACAGAAGAGGGGAAAUUAGAGAUUGGAUGUGAAUAUAUAGAGGGAGGAUAUAGAGAGAGGAGGGGAGGAGAAGUAGGUCUGUUCAUUCACUUUGUUGCUGCACUGAGAUUACCAGGGAUUGUGUGGAUUAUCGGCUUCUUUUCCCCAGAACCCUUCGUAGCAGAAUCAUGUUGUCACCAGGGCUGGAAAUUCUGAAACAUUACCUGGAAUAUGAGGAGAUGGCUGUUUUCUGCUGAAGACACCUGCUUCAAACAGUCAGGUGGAGGUGAAAGGAACAAUCUGACAAGGUGUCUGUCUUCAUGUUCAACUUCAGCAUGAGGCCCGAUAAAGAGGCAGACAACGACGGACACAUACCAGGUGCUUCUGAGGACGGUGAGACAACAGGUCUGACCAAGUUGCUGUCCAUUGUGGCAGAGGAGGUGAGGUUGGCGAUCCACAGGGACAUCGCUGGGGCUGAUCGCCUCCACCACCUCCUCACGGCCCCCUGGUUACUUUCCCUACUAAAGGUGUAUGAGUCCCUCCUGGAGAUCAGAAGGCUCCCCCCAAGCCCCCACACACCUCAGGCCUUUGGUGUCACCAGCGAGAUCCUGUUGGACAUCAGGGCCAUCCCAGCCCCAUUGCCAGAGUCCAGAGAGCUCUACAGGCUCCUGAAGUCUCCACACCUACAGGCCCUCCUAUCAGCCCACGACUCUGUGGCCCAGACGGAAUAUGAGCCGCUUCUCCCUCCGCUUUCUGAGAACCUACCAGAGGACGAGGAGAUCAUGAGGAGUGUCUGUCUGGGCAAGAACAAACAGCUGAAUGGGGGUGGAGGUUCCACAGGAAGGUUUUUCAGGAGUCGUUGGAACAGCCUGCGUCGCCUGACCCUGGAGAAGUUGGUCCCUUGGAGGAGGGCUUGGUCAGAGGAAAGGCUUGCUACGCCUGUUAGGGCAAUGGACUGCGAUGCAUCUGCUGGGCUGCUGUGCCCACCCCGGCGUGGUCAAUCCAGGCCCCUCCCACUCUACCAGUCCACUGGGUCUCAGCCCCGCCCACUCUACCAGUCCACUGGGUCUCGGCCCCGCCCACUCUACCAGUCCACUGGGUCUCGGCCCCUCCCACUCUACCAGUCCACUGGGUCUGGGCCCCUCCCUCUCUACCAGUCCACUGGGUCUCGGCCCCUCCCUCUCUACCAGUCCACUGGGUCUCGGCCCCUCCCACACUACCAGUCCACUGGGUCACGGCCACUCCCACUCUAUGGAUCUACUGGCAGCGGCAGCCCAUGUUGUCAGUCAAGUAACCUUUGGGAAAGAAGGCUGAACCAAUCUGCUCCUUCUGUGUGUAGCCCUGUAUGCACUGCUGAUAUCUCACCAAAGUACCAACAAGGACUAUGCAGAGAUGACAACAGGAAGUACAUUUUAGGAAUGGGGAACUACCCUUCCGCCCACUGGAGGGAACCGCUCCCAACCUUCAGCCUCACCACCCCCAAUUCCCCUGUUUGUCAUUUGCCAAAGACCCCAACCCCUGAUGUCAGCUGCGGCCUCCGGGCCCAGACAGCUCCCUCCAGCCCAAUGGCCCCGUGCCGACAGAGGCCAAGCUCCCAGAGCGGACCGACCCAGGGCCCCUCUCUGGAUCAGACCGAGCAGCAAAGCCUGGAAGAGCUGAGGAGCCCUGUCCCUGUGGUGGCCAGUGGUUUAGACAACAGUCAAAGUGACAUGCAUGACCUCGGCCAGAAAAUGGUGGCAGCAACAGAGCUGAUUUCGGAGAGCGUGGAGGAGAAUGCCCUGGCUCUCAAUUUGUUAUCCGAAGUCGUUGAUAAACUGCAAGGACUCAUAAUUGCCGCCCAGUCCCCCAAGACGCCUUCAUUUCCAUCUCCUCCACCUCCACCUCCAAAAACUCUUCUACAAGGCAACAUUUUCCCAUCUCCUCCUCCUAGCUGUUUUUUCUCCUCAUCCUGCUCCUCCUCUUCCUCCUCAUUGUCUUCCUCCUCUCUCUCUGCAUCUCUCAAUGGCCACAAGACGUCCUCGGCCGUGGGUCAGAAUGGCAGCUGUAAAAGCAGGAAGUCGUUCUCUGCCCUGGGACAAAAUGGCAGCUGUUGUAGGCCGGGGACAAUAAAUGGUUCUCCUCAGAGACCUGCUGGUAGAAAGGCUCAGUCUUAUCACUCCAAGGGGUUCUCCAGGUCAGGUUCAAGACCAAAGAAAUCCCUGAGAUCAGAGGAGGACCAGUAUAGCACAAGAUACCUUUUGAGUAAAAAGAAGACAAAGAAGACAAAGUAGAAGAAAAUAUAGAAGCAGAAGA
This is a messenger RNA of Esox lucius (northern pike), 2296 nucleotides long. RefSeq names its product flocculation protein FLO11 (gene mpp4a). The transcript is spliced from 8 exons. Gene Ontology annotation, molecular function: protein binding. NCBI's taxonomy places the organism in Eukaryota, Metazoa, Chordata, Actinopteri, Esociformes, Esocidae. Bases 325 to 2274 code for a protein of 649 amino acids. The record is from RefSeq and is a predicted model, not a curated record.